AUGCAUUUGGUGAAGCAGACCCAAAGUCACGCUUUAAAAAAUUUGGCCAGGUCGAAGCACAGAUGGCAGUGGACCCUGAUUUUGUCAAUUCUUUUGAUAUGUUCAAUAGUUGUCAUGUGGAUAUGGAUAGAACGAUAUUUGGAGAACCCUACAUAUAUUGUUCGGUUAGAGGCGUCGAAAAUGGAUACACAGUUUCCUGCUGUCAUGGUAUUUCCAGAAGUAGCAUUCGCUGGACACAGGAUCGAAUCAUUUGUGAAGCAGCUCAAAUAUCCACCAGGGUUAAAUAAAACCUAUACAAGGAAAGUGAUACCACAAUUGGCAGCAUUCUUUUCGCCGGACGUUACUUAUAAGUUAACCGAUUUGGAAAACAUUCAAAGUAUACUCGACUACAAUAGUAUCGACAUUGAAACAGCCGGACUCAACCUUACCGAAUCUUGUGAAGAGUCAAUCACACGAUGUCGCUGGCAGGGUGAUAUCGUGAAGUGUUCACAACUUUUCGAAAUGACCCUCACCGCUUACGGUUUCUGUUGUAUUUUCAAUGGGCGCUCUCUGAGAAGAUAUAUGAUGAACGAACAACUCCAAGACAAAAACCUAACGGUUGCCCAGAAGUUAUAUAAAAAUUCUGAUUUCGCGAAUGGUCUCAUGUUAGUUAUAAACCAAAGCCAGGCGAAGCCGUUUGAUGUUGAUAUUUCAUAUAAAUGGCUGUCUAUACACGGGUCCCAGGGAUAUAUUGACCUACCGGGGAAUGGGACGCCAAUAACGCCCGGAACUGAAUUGUCCGCAAGUUACAGCACUGAUGGACUUAAAGUGGACGAAGAGACGGUGAACCUCAACAAGGAUCUUCGACGUUGCAGAAUGAGCUAUGAAUCAUUACAAUACUUCCCUAUCUAUCAUAAAAAACAUUGUCUUUUCGAACGCGAGAUGAAAAUGGCGGUCAGCCUUUGCGGUUGUUUGAAGAUAGGACAUCUGCAGCUGCCUGGAGUUCCUGUGUGUCGCGCUCAAAAUCUACUAUGUGCUAGACAGGCUACAGUUUCAGUUGGCAAAUGCGAUAACAUCUGCCCAAUGACGUGCGACGCAGAACAAGACCGCGUCACUUUACAGACGUACGAUCUGGAUCCCAACUCAUCUCCUUAUGACAGCUUUUAUUACGAUUUAGACUUUAGCAAGAUUACCAUCGUCAGGGUGCAUGCGUGGAAUCGCAAUAGGAAGAUGUUUUCCCGGAAGCCGUACUUUACUAGAUUCCAGUUGUUUGCGCAAUUGGGUGGCGUAUUUAGUGUGUUCUUUGGCUGCAGUGUUCUAUCAAUUUUGGAGCUUGCUAUGGUUAUACGACGCGCAUUCUGGACGUGGAUUUCAACACCAAGAAGAUUUCGAGGAUAUAAU
This is a messenger RNA of Iphiclides podalirius (scarce swallowtail), 1380 nucleotides long. Lineage: Eukaryota; Metazoa; Arthropoda; Insecta; Lepidoptera; Papilionidae. The record is from the annotation of a GenBank genome assembly.